GGGGACGCGCCCUAGAGGCGCGGACCAGGCGCAGCUGGCGGUAGACAGGUCUCGGCGCCAGAUCCAGCUUCCUAGAGGAGCCAUGUCUCCUGCAGCUUUGGGUGCCACCUGUUGUGCCAGGCGCACGCCGCUGAACAAGAGGAGAUGCCGUUUGGAUUCUCCGUGAAUGUUCGGAGGAGGAAUACCAGAGGUGCGGCUGAAAACUAUCCAAACAAAAGAAAUAUCCCCAGGAUGGACUUUCUGGUUCUCUUCUUGUUCUACUUGGCUUUUGUGCUGAUUGGUGUUGUUACGAUCUGCAUCUGCUCGAACACCCAUUGCUUGAAAGCCCUGGUCAGAAGAGGAGUACAGAUAAUUUCGUAUAUAAUUCCAGAAUGCCUUCGGAGGGCCAUGCUAAGAUUGCUUCAUUACCUCUUCCAUACACGAAACCACACCUUUGUUAUCCUGCAUCUCAUCUUGCAAGGGAUGGUUUAUACUGAAUACACCUGGGAAAUAUUUGGCCUCUGUCAAGAGCUGGAGUUCUCCUUGAAUUACCUUUUUCUGCCUUAUCUGCUGCUGAUUGUAAACCUGUUUUUUUUUGCCCUAAGUUGUGAAACAAACCCUGGUACCAUAACAAAAGCAAAUGAAUUACUGUUUCUUCAAGUUUAUGAAUUUGAUGAAGGGAUGUUCCCAAAGAACGUGAGGUGUUAUACUUGUGAUUUAAGGAAACCAGCGCGAUCCAAGCACUGCAGUGUGUGUAACCGGUGUGUGCACCGCUUUGACCAUCACUGUGUGUGGGUGAACAACUGCAUCGGGGCCUGGAACAUCAGGUACUUCCUCUUCUACCUGCUGACCUUGACGGCCUCAGCCACCACCAUGGCUGCGGUGAGCACUGUGUUUCUGGUCCAGCUGGUGAUGGCGUCGGACUUGUACCUGGACACUUACGUCGAUGACUUCGGACACUUGCAGGUGGUGGACACUGUCUUUGUUAUUCAGUACCUGUUCCUGACCUUCCCGAGGAUUGUCUUCCUGUUGGGCUUUGUUGUGAUGCUGAGCUUCCUCCUGGGGAGCUACCUGUGCUUCUGUCUGUACCUGGCCGCUACCAACCAGACCACUAACGAGUGGUACAGAGGUGCCCGAGCCUGGUGCCAGCAUUGCCCCCACGUGGCCUGGCCCCCAUCAGCAGAGCCCCAGGUGUACCGGAACAUUCACUCCCGUGGGCUUUGGAGCAACCUUCGUGAGAUCUUUCUACCUGCUGUUGCACGUUGUGAGAGAAAGAAGAAAUAAGAAUGGGAAGAGUGUUACUGCCUUUUAAAUAUAGCAUAUGUUUAUUUGUACCUAUG
Kogia breviceps (pygmy sperm whale) is the source of this 1319-nucleotide messenger RNA. Lineage: Eukaryota; Metazoa; Chordata; Mammalia; Artiodactyla; Physeteridae. The record is from RefSeq and is a predicted model, not a curated record.